Cicer arietinum (chickpea) is the source of this 720-nucleotide messenger RNA. Its product is annotated as thioredoxin H-type 1-like. NCBI's taxonomy places the organism in Eukaryota, Viridiplantae, Streptophyta, Magnoliopsida, Fabales, Fabaceae. Gene Ontology annotation, molecular function: protein-disulfide reductase activity. The record is from RefSeq and is a predicted model, not a curated record.
UAAUAUAAAAAGGAGCGAUAUUGAGUUGUAUAUAGUAUAGUGCAUAUGCUUUAAUCGUGCAGGCUAAGCUAAGCAAAGAUAAAGAUUCGAAGGAAGAGAAAACUAAAAUGGCUGAAUUAGGAGGAGAUGUUAUCGGUGUUCAUACCGUUGACUCCUGGAAGGAACAGAUCCAGAAGGGAAUCGACUCCAACAAAUUGAUUGUGGUGGAUUUUACUGCUUCAUGGUGUGGACCAUGCCGUUUCAUUGCCCCUAUUCUGGCGGAGAUUGCUAAGAACACACCUCAUGUCAUCUUCCUCAAGGUGGAUGUGGAUGAAUUGAAGACUGUUGCUGAGGAAUGGUCUGUUGAGGCUAUGCCAACAUUCCUGUUCUUGAAAGAAGGCAAGAAAGUGGAUAAAGUAGUUGGUGCUAAGAAGGAAUUGCUGCAACAGACAAUAACCAAGCAUGCAACUGCAACUGUUUCAACUGCUUAAAAUAUCAUAUUGAAGAUCAUGGAUAAUAAUAAUAAUAUUUUCGAGUCAGUUUGCAUGUUUUCAUUCAUGAAGAUCGUAGAACAUGAGUAUGUUUGAAAAUAAAUUGUUGCAUUGGCCUACUUCAAAUGAGUACUAUUGACUAUAUGAUAUUUGUAUCAUUAUGAUACUUUGAUGAAAAAUGGUCCCUUUUGGUUGAUGGUUGACAAUUAUGAAUUUGUUGAUGAAAAUGGACCCUUUUGGUUGAUGACUA